UCACCUAAACUAUAAACUAGCUUAUAGAUAUAAGCUAUUCUUUAAGCAUAUAGCUUAUGCCUUAUGUAAUCUCAUCUCUACUGUUGCUUCUCCAAUCUUUCAUCCAUUCUAAAUGGAAACCGUUUCUCUCACUUCUCAUAAUAUUCUUCUUCUCAAACACUCCUCUUCUUCAUCAUCUUCAUCUCCACAACAACACCAUCACCGUCAUAACCUAAUUCGCCACCGCAAUAAACCCAAAUCCUUUCAAAACCCCACUACAAAAAAACCAUUUUUUCACCAACCCAAUUCCUUACUUUCUCACAAUCAUAACAAACCCUCUUCUCUACCUUCAUUGAUGUUAUACUAUGCCGAAAAUGCCCUCUUUCAUCAAUCCCAAACCACAUGGGAACAACUCCUAAACAGUUCCUUCAACCCCUCUUUCAAUUUCAUUUCAAAAUUAUUCAAAUCAUAUACAAAAAAUCAAAACUUUGAUCAAAUCACCAACAUUCUCCAUUCUCUAAACUCCAAAAAUUCAACUUUAUUACCUCAAUUUUACUCAUUAGCAAUUUCCUGUUUUGGAAGUGCAGGAAACCUAAAAUUGAUGGAAGAAACAACCAUUGAAAUGGUUUCAAAGGGUUUUCUAAUGGAUUCCAAAACAGGUAAUGAAUUUCUUUUAUGCUAUGCUGUUUAUGGUAGUUUGAAUGAAAUGGAGAAUGCUUAUGGAAGGUUUAAGAGAUCUAGGUUUUUGAUUGAGGAAAAUGUGAUUAGGGCUAUGGCUUAUCGUUAUAUAAAGAAGAGAAAAUUCUAUGAAUUGGGUGAGUUUGUUAGAGAUGUUGGUUUAGGUAGGAGAAAUGUAGGGAAUCUUUUGUGGAAUCUUUUGUUGCUUUCUUAUGCUGCUAAUUUUAAAAUGAAGAAUUUGCAGAGGGAGUUUGUUAGGAUGGUUGGAUUAGGGUUUCGUCCAGAUGUUACGACGUUUAAUAUUCGCGCAUUGGCAUUUUCGAGGAUGUCGUUGUUUUGGGAUCUUCAUCUUAGUAUUGAACAUAUGAGAAGUGAAGAGGUUGUUCCUGAUUUGGUUAGUUAUGGUUGUGUUGUGGAUGGUUACUUGGAUAGGAAGCUUGGAAGGAAUUUGGAGUUUGUUUUGAAUAAAAUGGAUGUGGAUGAUCGUCCGAGAUUGUCGACGGAUCCUUUUGUGUUUGAGGUUUUAGGUAAAGGAGACUUUCACUUGUUUUCGGAGGCGUUUUUGGAGUAUAAGAGAGAAGAACAGAAAUGGAGUUAUAGGGUUUUGAUAGAGAAAUAUGUUAAGAAACAUUAUAGGAGGGACCAGAUAUUUUGGAACUACUAACACUUCUGAAAACCGAGUAGAAUCCAAGGAGAGAAUGGUAAAAAUUUACCGAUUUUCGGAUGAGGGUGUAAUCAUAUAUGGGUGAUUGAGCUGACUAGAAAGGUAUUUUGAUAACAAGAUGGUUAUUGAUGCAGAAAGAGUGCAAACUGUGAUGGUGGCUUUGGAAGGAAAGGUCCUUAGUUGGUAUCAAUAACGAGAAUUUUCUUGCAAAAUCACAUCCUUCUAUUUCUUGGGGAGUUGUUGAGUUUGAAACAAACAGACUCUGUAGCAGGUUUAAUUGAGAAGAUGAAGAGGUAUGCAGAAGAUUAUGGUUUAAAUAAAUCUACUAUGAGUCUAUGAUGUAUAUGGAAGUGUUCAACAUUAAAUAUGAGAGUUGGAACUCAACCUUGUGCAUGCAACAGCAUUUUUGAGGAAGAGUUUUGCUGUUCAUUGAAGUUCUUUUCAAUUUGAGGAAUUAGUCUCAGCAGAUGCUCGUAAAAGAUAUACAAGAAAAUUUUCAGCAUUAAAUAAUAUGGUAGUCUCUCCGUUCCAAAUUAAGUGUCACAUUUAGAAAAAACAUUUGUUCUAAAAUACUUGUCACUUUAGAUUACAAAUACAAUUUUAUAUUUAAUCUUCCAAUUGUACUCUCUAAUAAAUACUUUUAAUUUAUUGUUUUCUCACUUAACAUUAAUGCUAAUUUAAAUACAAGAUAAUUUGGUAAAGAUAAUUUGGUAAAGUUACUAUUCACUCUUUUAUUUAUUACUAUUUUUUAAUAUGGGACUGAGGGAGUAAUUAUGAAUAGGACAUCGGUGAGUUCCUUAAUCUUGAGAAGAUCAAUGUAUAAUUGUUUCAAGGUUGAAGUAGUAUUAGUACCUCCAGUGAUUACAUAAUUGAAAUGAGGUAGAAAUAUAAUUUUGUUGGUUAAAAUAUGAAUACUUUAUCAUGUGGUUUUAGUUUGAU
Molecule: messenger RNA, 2260 nt
Organism: Vicia villosa (hairy vetch)
Lineage: Eukaryota; Viridiplantae; Streptophyta; Magnoliopsida; Fabales; Fabaceae
Product: pentatricopeptide repeat-containing protein At3g42630-like
Exons: 1
Coding region: 113-1321 (402 amino acids)
Molecular function (GO): protein binding
Source: RefSeq, a predicted model, not a curated record